Molecule: messenger RNA, 642 nt
Organism: Pseudocercospora fijiensis CIRAD86
Lineage: Eukaryota; Fungi; Ascomycota; Dothideomycetes; Mycosphaerellales; Mycosphaerellaceae
Exons: 7
Coding region: 1-642 (213 amino acids)
Source: RefSeq, a predicted model, not a curated record
AUGCAGCGUCGUCGGUGGUGGAAGUUGAUCGCUGGUCGAGGUGCUGGUUUCGUGUUUGUGUGCUGCGCUGAAGUCGAAGCUCAAACGAGUGACUGCGGUGAGGUGAGGAAAAUUCAGCGCAACGCGAAACGAGGAAAGACCUUGAACAGUCACUUUUUACGGCAUCAACAAACAACACCUCUUUACGGGUUUGUGGAAAAUCCCGCUUGUGGCGGCGACGUUAUGCUGAAGGCGGUCGUCUGCGAAGGUGAGACUCACUUCACGCGAUACACCGCAGCCUUCUUGAAUGAUCGCGUGUCAAAGUUUCGCGUAGCACGGCCUGCCGUCUCGGUCCGCGUAAUCCCUGCUUGUCGCGUCCUGGAACGGAACGCGCUAGACUUGCCCUCGGCUGAGGCUCUGCUCUGCUACCGAGAUUGGACGCCAUCGUCACUCCCGUGUCGUGUUCAGUCAGGGCACUUUGAACCAACACUCCACCAUUUUCAAGUCACAGCAAGCAGUGAUGGCCUCCGGGAGAGCAGCAACGACCUAGCUCUGGACGGGUUGUACUCGGCUGAGAGCUCUGUCAUGCAUCCACAACAAAAGCUCCUUCCGACCUCGAGAACGAUGAGCCUGAACGCUUCCCAUCCUGGGAACGUCUCUUGA